This is a messenger RNA of Hyalella azteca, 2387 nucleotides long. RefSeq lists its product as uncharacterized. The coding region runs from base 1 to 1362 and encodes 453 amino acids. The record is from RefSeq and is a predicted model, not a curated record. The transcript has 3 exons. Lineage: Eukaryota; Metazoa; Arthropoda; Malacostraca; Amphipoda; Hyalellidae.
AUGCAACAUAAGCUUAGACUGAAGGUUGUACAGCAAAGCUGUUCACAUUACGUAUGCUUCUUGGGGACAGACGAUGGACAAUUAUUGGUUCUUAAAAGAGACGAAGAGGAGCUACAGAUCGACAUUAAGAUCGAUCAGCUGACGAACAACACAGGCAGGGCAGCGAUGACUCAGAGCCUUCAACGAUACGACUUCUACCUUCUUCAAUUCGGACUUCUUCUCGCGGCAUCCAUGACGGCGCACUCCAUGGCCAUCAAGCGUACUGCUGCGCUUUCUUCGUUUUCAUCUGCCAACGAGGUGCCCAGUAGCGGACAGCCAUGGCUGCAGCAGCCCAACUUUCCGGCGGUUGCGACUCUUACCACGUUCCGGAAUUUUCAUCCCGACCCAAACCGAGGCGGAAAAUCGUCCCAGCAUAGUUUUUCCCGAACCUUAGCAACGCCUUUUGAGAUUCAGCUUCCUCGCUCAAGCUCGACCUUCCCUGCAACUUCUAACUUUCUUCCUGUAUAUCUUAAUAAGAAUUUGAUAUCGAAUAGGAGAAAUGGUUUGGGCUCGAACAGACUGUCAGAAAACCCGAUGUUUCAUAAAUUUCCCGGUAAUCCCGCCUUCAGCAGAACAGGAAGAUUCAUUGUAGGUACAAGUGUUGGAGGCAGCGAUGUUAGAUCAGAAGUUGAUGCCAUGAGUUCCAGAUCUCGUAAUCUACCAAAAUCUCCCGGGGUUUUCAAUGCCUUUCCGACACCAGUCAAUCAAAAAUUAAAGAAUCAGAACAGUAUAUUUCCAGCUCCUUCAAAGUAUAGACACAGAAAACAUAACUUGGGUUCUCAUAGGUCAGGUUUUGACGAACCGAAUUGGAUUAGUAAUGAGGGAAUAGUGAAAAAUUCAUUCUCAUUAUUCGGUGGUCGCCCGCAUGAAAACAUUAACCGCCCGAGAUCGGUUUCGUUUGUUGCCCCCGGUACCUCUUCCUUUUCCGAAAGAACAUUGAAUACACAUGGCUCAUCCAGAGCCCACACAUCAAAAAAUUUGCGCCAUAAUUGGUCAUCAUUCAAGACUGACAUGAAAGAUCAUCAAAAUUCUUUGUCCCGAGAUCAAGCUUUCCCUGGACGCGGAUUAAUUUCCAGGAAUAAAGAAACUACCAAGCGUGCAGCACCGAAUUACGGGCAAACAUUUUCACGGAUAAAUUUGGGUGAUGGAAGAUUAUAUGUGGAUUCUGAUGAUUUUGGACAUGAAUAUGGAAGACCGGAAAAAACUCAAAAAAGACACCAGAUCAGCAGUACUACAUCGUAUUUUAGAAGACCAGACGAGAAUAAAUAUCCGCUUCUGAGAGGUAACUUUGUGGGCGAUAGAAAGUUUCUUAGAAGAUUUUAAGUGAAAGAUAAUGUGCGCUUUGCAGUCUACUUCACAAGUUAUUAGUGAAAAUAUAGACAAAUAAAAAAUAUUUAAUUGGAAUCGAUAAUUGUACAGUGCAGUUUAUAUUAAAAUGUGAUUGCUUUCAUGAUAGUGAAAUCAUACCGUGUUUGGCUUUAUUAAGCCUGCAGUAUAUUAAGAAAUAAUUAGGAUCUGGAAAAAAAUAAUAAAGAAAAUAUUUAUGAUAUAAGUACCCGCAAAUUACUCAAUCGAAAGAACUCUGAAUGAGCCCAUGGGUUACUAAAUAUGAAUUUAUGGUCCGUAUUUAUCUAAAGGAUAAGUUUAAACUUCGUUUUUCGGAGUGGUUUAGGCAGCAUGAAAUGCCUAAUUCCGCCAUUAAUUACCAAUUUUUUUCCAUGGCUAACCAUUCUCUUGUGUACAAUAGCUUGAGAAAUAAAAUUAAAGACAUAACUCUUAAGAGCCUCAAGUCCAAAGUCACUUCGUAGACUUAUCCACACUUCACUCACAUAUAUUAUUAUUCAUCAUAGGCGUACUCCACACAUACCAUCUCUCCACCUAACCGUUAUCACUAAUCAAUGCUUGUUAAAGAGGUGAAUUUUUAACCCAUGAUUGCUCAUGUUUACUGACAACCUCAUUUUGAUUUUUUUAGUUGGCAGGCCCUUUCAUAAUUGAACUCUUAGUUAACUUUCGGAUCUUGCUAUACUUUUGAAAAUAAGUAUUUAGUAGGACGUAAAAAGAAGUUCCACACAAAAUUGCUCCAAUUUUUUGAAUAGAUUAUCAUCUUUAUACACGAGUUCUAAACAUCUCGACGACCAUAUUUAAACUAAAAAUGCAUAUGUGGAAGUUAGUUUUGUGUUAAUUUAAAGCCUUUCCUUUCGAUAUAAAAGAGCGAUUCAAUCGCCUAUCCACAUUACCAAUCGGCCGUGAUGUAUCAGAGCCUGAAGAUUUUGAUUUUUGGUGGUGGUAUCAUGCACCGAAAUAAUAUGCGUUUAAAAAUUACUUUUUAAAGACAACACUUCUAAAGA